AUGUCCCUCGUCAAUGUGGGCGGGCCGAUCAGUGCGGGCAGGUACCGAGUGUGCGGCAGGAUUCGUGUUGUCCUUGCUUGUUCGAUUUUGAGGAAAACGUGGAUGUAAAACUCACUUUGUGCUCGGCGAAGGUCGCUGUUUUCUUACCACCCGAUUUGUCUUCAAAAGACAGUCUGUCAUGCCUCUUCUAAAAUACUCUCCCAAAGUCUGGGAGGCCCUGAAACUGAAGCAGGGCAUCUACGCUCGUCUCCCUAAGCACUACCUCAAGUCCCUUGAGAAGAAAGAGCCGACCCCUGUCCACUGGAGACCCCUGGGAGUCCAGUACCGUGCCAACCCAAAGACUGGGCAGAAGGAGCGGGUGCAGGAUGUCCCGAUCCCCAUCUACUACCCUCCACCGUCCCAGGACGGCCUGUGGGGUGGAGAAGGCUGGAUAAGAGGUUACAGAUAUGCCAACAAUGACAAAAUGUCAACUCGUCUGAGGAAGACCUGGAAACCACAGCUGUUCAAAAGAGAGCUUUACAGCGAAAUCCUCGAUCACAAGUUCACCAUCAGCGUCACAGCCCGCACUCUGGACCUCAUUGAUGCUGUCUAUGGCUUCGACUUUUACAUUCUCAAAACAUCAAAGGAAGACCUGAACUCCAAGCUGGGAAUGGACCUGAAGAGGGCCAUGUUGCUUCGCCUGGCACGCAAAAACACAGAGCUUUACCCCAACGACCCUGUCAAGAGAGAGAAGGUCUACAACAAGUACAAGCAGUUUGAGAUCCCAGAGGAGGAGGCAGAGUGGCUGGGUCUGAGUCUGGAGGAGGCUGUGGAGAAACAGCGGCAGCUGGAGCACAAGGAGCCUGAGCCUCUGUUCAAGGCCUGUGUGGACAAGCUGGUGGAGGAGCUGCGCAUCCAUAAACUCUCAGAGCCGCAUAUCACGGAGAAGAAAUGACGACCACAACCGUCUGACAGAUGCAGCUUUUCAGACUGAAAAAUUACGUAGGUUGAACUGUCAAGUUUCUCCAGAUGGUGGUUGGAUUUUGAGUCACCAAGUUUCUGCUUCUGAAACAUUUUCGGUACCGAGUGCACACCUGGGACAACUUGGUGCAGUUUCAACUUGUCUUUCCAUCUGGGAGCAACACAAAGGACGAGGUCAUGUUGGACUAAUGCUUAUUUAUUUCAGUUCUCUUUAUCCCCCCUUGCAUUUAAGACCCAUGCGUGAGAAAUUUAGGAAUUAAGGGGAAAGCCUCCAUUAGUGUAUAUACACCCUGACCAGCUGAGAUAUAAAGCCCUUGUAUGGGAUAUAAAAAAAAAAUUAAAAAAAAUC
This is a messenger RNA of Xiphias gladius (swordfish), 1309 nucleotides long. RefSeq names its product mitochondrial ribosomal protein L28 (gene mrpl28). The coding region runs from base 179 to 934 and encodes 251 amino acids. The transcript is spliced from 6 exons. Lineage: Eukaryota; Metazoa; Chordata; Actinopteri; Istiophoriformes; Xiphiidae. The record is from RefSeq and is a predicted model, not a curated record. Gene Ontology annotation, molecular function: structural constituent of ribosome. Gene Ontology annotation, cellular component: mitochondrial large ribosomal subunit.